AUGUCGAGACCAGAUGGAAUCGAAGAUAUUUACGAAUCGAUAGAAAGACACUAUGCUGGUAAAUCAGUUUUCAUCACCGGUGGCACUGGAUUUUUGGGAAAGGUUUUUAUAGAAAAAUUAUUAUACAGCUGUUCAGAGAUAAACAAAAUUUUUCUACUAUUACGAAAUAAAAAUAACUCUGACACUUCUGAGAGAGUUAAACAGCUAUUGGAAUUACCGAUAUUUGAACGAGUUAGAAAAGAGAAACCGGAAAACUUUGAAAAGAUUGUGCCGUUAUGCGGAGACGUAACUCUGCCUAACCUUGGUUUAAGCCAAGAAGACGAACAAAUGUUGAUAGAAGAGGUAUCCCACGUAUUUCAUUUUGCGGCAAACGUUAAAUUUAACGAAAAUUUGAAAGUUGCCAUGAAAACUAACGUAGAAGGAACAAGAAGAGUGGUAAAUUUAUGUCAGCGCAUUAUGAAUAUCGAAGUUUUCGUGUAUGUAUCUACGGCUUACUCUAACACAAAUGAACCAGUUCUAGAAGAAAUUGUUUACACAGCCCCUGUUUCAAUUGAUGAAGUAUACGAAAUUCUUGAACAGGAAGUAUCGGAAGUAUCCAAUGAAGACAAAUUAAAAAAACUUCUUUGUGGCAGACCAAACACUUACACUUUUGCAAAAGCACUAGCGGAAGGUCUUGUGAGUCAAGAACAUGGUGAUUUUCCUACAAUAAUCAUCAGACCAUCCAUUGUAUCAGCAAGCAUGCACGAACCACUAACGGGAUGGGUGGAUAAUUGGUUCGGUGCAACAGCCCUAAUCGCCACAAUUGCUAUGGGUCUUGUUCGUGUUGUACUUACUAAGAGCACUAACACUUUAGACCUAAUACCUGUUGACUAUGUAUCCAACCUCAUCGUUGCGGCAGCUGCUAAGUGCAAAAGAUCAAAAGAAGUAUCUGUCUACAACUGUUGUACAAGUGAUGCAAAUCCAUUCACAGUUGGUCUACUUGGGAAACUUAUUACUGAAGACAGCGUGAAACACAAUUUUCAUGAAAUAAUUCGCCCAACAUUGUUUUGCAUACAGUCAGAAUGGUUGCUAAAUGUUUUAACACUAAUCAUGCAAACCAUGCCAGCUUUCAUUGCUGAUUGUUGGCUACGUUUAACGGGUAGGUCACCCAGGUUUAUGAAGAUGCAGAGAAAGAUACUACAGACACGUAGUGCUCUACAGUACUUUUCUUCACGUUCCUGGCAAAUGAAGUGUCAACGCACUCGUGAUCUAUUUGCUUCACUAUCGGUUUCAGAUCGCCUCGAGUUUCCUUUUGAUCCAACUCAUAUUAAAUGGGACAUGUAUAUACCAAUCUAUUGUAUGGGUAUUCGAAAGUUUUUAAUUAAGGCAUCAUAA
Parnassius apollo (apollo) is the source of this 1374-nucleotide messenger RNA. The record is from the annotation of a GenBank genome assembly. Lineage: Eukaryota; Metazoa; Arthropoda; Insecta; Lepidoptera; Papilionidae.